AUGGCACUAGAAGAUAUCCUUUCUUUUCUAAAACAUACUGAAAGGAAUUCUUUAAAACUUAUUUGUAAAUGGGGUUGUGACGGAUCCCAACAAGCUCAAUAUAAACAAAAAAUUGACGAUGACGCUGCCUUAGACGCAAAUAUAUUCCCAAGCUCUUUUGUACCACUUCAAAUAUAUUGCGGCCAACAACGCAAAAAAAUAAAUUGGCAAAACCCAAUACCCUCAUCCCCUAGAUAUUGCAGACAUAUACGAUUUAGGUUUGUCAAAGAAUCUACUUACGUAACAAAGGAAGAAAUCAGUUACGUUGAAAAGUCUAGUAAGCAAUUAACACCUACUCAAGUAAGUUUGCAUGGUAGUACAUUUACGUUUGAACAUAUCUUUAAGAUGACGAUGAUCGAUGGCAAGGUGUGCAACAUGGCAACCGGUACAAAAUCAACAAGUCGGUGUUAUAUAUGUGGAGCAACAUCUAAAGAUUUUAACAAUCUGACCCAAAAGUUUAAUACAACUUCUAAGGCUAUUGAAUUUGGACUAUCUGUACUACACGCCAGAAUUCGAUGGUUUGAAAGCGUUUUACACCUGGCUUAUAAAUUACCAGUAAAACAGUAUAGAGAGAAGAGAACUAAUGAAGAAAAAACAUAUACAGGAAAAGAAACAGACUGCCAAAAGCCAAUUUCGGGAAUACCAAUGAUUGUAAUACUAGCCGAAGAUUCUUUGAAAACCCCCAUUAGCUGUGGACAUAACAAAAGUUGA
Messenger RNA from Brassicogethes aeneus, 750 nucleotides. Lineage: Eukaryota; Metazoa; Arthropoda; Insecta; Coleoptera; Nitidulidae. The record is from the annotation of a GenBank genome assembly.